Molecule: messenger RNA, 2411 nt
Organism: Cannabis sativa
Lineage: Eukaryota; Viridiplantae; Streptophyta; Magnoliopsida; Rosales; Cannabaceae
Exons: 19
Coding region: 122-2152 (676 amino acids)
Cellular component (GO): cytosol; ribonucleoprotein complex
Molecular function (GO): GTP binding; GTPase activity
Source: RefSeq, a predicted model, not a curated record
UUGUGGGACAUAAACCUUCGCAGUUAGAAAACAACGUUAAAACCCUAACCCACACACUGACUACUGAGUCCUGAGUUCGUCGCUUGGGUCAGAACUCGCCAAUCUUCAACUGAGUAAGAAGAUGGCGGGUCCGUUGAUUCGAUCUCUCUGGUCAUCCGCCCGCAAAUCAAUCUCCGCCUCCGCUCGCUCUUCUCCAUCGGCCGCUGUCAAACCUUACAUCCUCCAAUCCCCGCCCGGCGCCUCUUUGUCACGGACCUUCUCGGCCGCUCCGGCUACAAGCGCCGCAUCCCCCUUGCCAACCAGCUGGCUAGACCCGACUCGAAUCCGCAAUGUGGCGGUGAUUGCUCACGUCGACCACGGGAAGACCACGCUCAUGGACAGGCUGCUCCGCCAGUGUGGUGCCGAUAUCCCUCACGAGCGAGCUAUGGACUCCAUCAGUCUCGAGCGUGAACGUGGCAUCACUAUCUCUUCUAAGGUUACAUCCAUUCCAUGGAAGGAACAUGAGCUGAACAUGGUCGAUACACCUGGACAUGCCGAUUUUGGUGGCGAAGUUGAGCGAGUUGUGGGUAUGGUUGAAGGUGCAGUUUUAGUAGUUGAUGCUGGUGAGGGUCCACUUGCACAGACAAAAUUUGUACUUGCAAAAGCUUUGAAGUAUGGCCUGCGCCCUAUUCUUCUCCUUAACAAAGUAGACCGGCCUGCAGUUUCUGAGGAGACAUGCAAUGAGGUGGAGAGCUUGGUAUUUGAUCUUUUUGCCAAUCUUGGUGCUACAGAGGAGCAGCUAGACUUUCCCGUUCUAUAUGCCUCUGCUAAAGAAGGAUGGGCUUCCACCACCUUCACCAAAGACCCUCUUCCUGAUGCGAGAAAUAUGUCUCAGCUGCUUGAUGCCAUCAUAAAGCAUGUUUGUCCACCUACUGCAGAUACUGAUGCGCCUUUCCAAAUGAUGGUCUCUAUGAUGGAAAAGGACUUUUAUCUUGGACGGAUAUUAACUGGACGAGUUUCUUCUGGAAUUAUCCGUGUUGGUGAUAGGGUCCAUGGACUUUGCAACAAAGAUUCUGGGGUUCAAAAAAUUGAAGAAGGAAAGGUUACAAAAUUGAUGAAGAAAAAAGGUACUAGUAUGGUUCUAAUUGAAAGUGCUGGAGCUGGCGACAUAAUAUCAAUGACUGGGUUAGCAAGUCCAUCUAUAGGCCACACAGUUGCAAAUGUAGAGGUCACAACUGCUUUGCCAACCAUUGAAUUGGACCCCCCAACUAUUUCCAUGACCUUUGGUGUCAAUGACUCACCAUUGGCUGGUCGUGAUGGUUCACAUUUGACUGGAGGAAAAAUUGGUGAGCGGUUAAUGGCUGAAGCAGAAACAAAUCUUGCCAUUAAUGUUAUUCCAGGGUUAUCAGAGUCUUUUGAAGUGCAGGGUAGGGGAGAACUUCAACUAGGUAUCUUAAUUGAGAAUAUGCGGCGGGAAGGUUUUGAACUGUCUGUCUCCCCACCCAAAGUCAUGUACAAAACUGAAAAGGGUCAAAAGCUGGAGCCAAUUGAAGAAGUUACUAUUGAGAUAAAUGAGGAACAUGUUGGAUUAAUUAUGGAAGCCUUAUCUCAUAGACGAGCUGAGGUUACUGACAUGGGCCCUGUUCCUGGCAAUGAUGGCAGGACUAGAUUGACUUUGACAUGUCCAUCAAGGGGCCUAGUGGGUUAUAGGAGUGUGUUUAGCAGUGACACCCGUGGAACUGGAUUUAUGCAUCGUGCAUUCUUAAAUUAUGAAAAAUAUAGAGGUCCCCUUGGAAAUGUCAGGAAAGGAGUUCUGGUAUCAAUGGGCUUUGGCACAACCACAGCUCAUGCACUGAUGAAUUUAGAAGCUCGCGGAACACUUUUCGUGACCCAUGGAUUGGAGACAUACGAUGGCAUGAUUAUCGGUGAACAUUCUAGGGAUACAGAUCUAGAUGUCAACCCAGUAAGGGCCAAGGAACUUAAUAAUAUACGUGCAGCUUCCAAGGAUGAGAAUGUGAAACUGUCGCCGCCUCGCCUAAUAACUCUUGAAGAAGCCAUAGGAUAUGUUGCUUCUGAUGAACUUAUUGAGGUUACACCUAAGGCCAUCCGUUUGAGGAAGAAGUACCUUGAUGUUAACAAGCGUAAAACCAUGAGUAAAAGGCCAAAGGAAUGAAAAGCUUUUCCAUGAAGUGCUCUAUUUUUCGCUAGAUUACACCUAUGUACCAAUAUAGGGCUUCUAUACUUAGUUCAUUAUUUAGUUACACCUCAAUUUUGGAGAUACUUAGAAGAGUUGACAUUCUUUCACACAUCUAUAUGAUGAGAAACAAUAAAAGCAGUAAACUAUGUAUUUUCUUAUUGUAUUAAACAUGAGAUGUGCUCAUACAUGUCUUUUGUAUUUUAUAGUAAUAAAAAUGUAUAAAAAUUAUCAACCA